GUAAUUUGUUUUUAUUAUUAAAAUUUUUAAAUCUUUUUUAAAUUAAUAUGCCUAAGGAAAUUCAGGAUGUUAAGGUAUUCCUUUCACUCAUGAAGGGUAGUGAAGCAUAAGGCAAAGACCAAAAUAAAGAACCAAAAAAGAGUAGAAAUUUUAUCUAAUUUUUAUAGAUCUUUAUAUUAAAGAGUCAAAGAAGAUCACCAAAUUCAAGUUGAGAGGAAAGAAAUAUCUCUUUACCUUCAAAACUGCUGAUAAGAAUAAGGCCUAAAAAAUUCAAUAAACACUUCCAUAAAGUAUUUAACCUAAUUCACAAUUACUUAGAUGUCAAUAAAAUUGUUAUUGGUGCAGGUGGAAAGAAACAAUAAACCAAAAAGAAGUAAAAGAAAUGAAUGCUGAUUUAUUACAUAUUCAAUAGUACAUUAUCUAUAAUUUAUUUAAUU
This is a messenger RNA of Paramecium primaurelia, 437 nucleotides long. NCBI's taxonomy places the organism in Eukaryota, Ciliophora, Oligohymenophorea, Peniculida, Parameciidae. The record is from the annotation of a GenBank genome assembly.